AGCAGUUGUUGGGUUGGGCUCUCAGGCCAUAGGCGGCCCUCACAUGGGUUGUUGUGGAGGGCCCAGUUUUAACGCUUGACGAGAUAUACAGAGGAGAUUUUAUACGUAUCGAACGGCGGCUUUGCGGGAUUCAGAAAGAAGGAAGGAAGGAAGAGCGGCGGCGGCAAUGGCGACAACGAAAGCUGUCGGAAAGCGGAGGCGUAGUAAGACCGGAGGGGAGCUAGAAUUGUUCUACUCCCUUAUCCCUGAGCAGCACGGAAGAACUAUUUGCUUUCGUGCUGCUCGAUCUUCUGCACUUGCGAUUGAUUUCUACUGUAUUCCAGUUGAUGAUGAUGAUGAUUCUCCUCAACCGUCGUACGGUGCGCCACCGAAACGUAUUGUCCCGUUCUAUAGUAGCACUAACAUAUCCGGGUCGUCCAGCUUUGCCGCGGUGGAUAAAUCCAUGUACUGCGUCGGUGGCCACAAGAUGAACGGCAAGGGGGAAGAAACCUCCGCCAUCUACCGUUUCGACACCACCGGUAACAAUAGCGGUUCUUGGCUUCGUAACUCGUUCGACAUGCGUUGCCCCAGAGUGGCCCCGAGCACCAUAGUCAUGGACGGGAAGCUCUUCGUCAUAGGCAGUCAGGUGGUUUCUGAUGGUGCUCCGUUGGUUGAAGUUUUCGAUCCUUCCUCUAAAUACUCUCUCAUUGUAGUAUCACCACCUCCGCCUGAAUCCAUUCGCGAAAGCAUGCUCUUUGUGACUGCAGCCCUUCCUGAUAGAAACCAGAUUUUGGUGGCUUGCACACAUGCGAAUUUCGCUUAUCUGCUUGAGGUCAAGACUGGAGCUUGGGCACAGUUCGAUCACAAUGUCGACUUUGCUGAUACCAGCGGUGAAGCAGCCGUUGUUCUGAAAACCACUAUGUGUUGGUAUAACGAUAGGCUUCGCAUGCUCAUGGCCUACGAUUUGAAUCUCAAAACGUGGUUUAAAACCUCUGUAAAGGACUUGAAGAGGGUCGGCAGGCGAUUGAAGGAUGCAAACGGAAACUAUAAUUUCUCUUUGUUCCCUCUGGAUGAAAACCACCUCUGCUUGCUUUGGGCUGAUCAUGUUACUCCAUGCCUCCUUCAUUGUACCAAAGUUAGCGUUUCCUUAUCGCACGACAGAUUUUGUGCCGCUGUUGCCUCCUCCCGAUCUUAUGUGCUAAGAGAUAAAUCGCACUUCAUCGAUGGCCUUCGAUUUGAAUCUCAAAACGUGGUUUAAAACCUUGAUAAAGGACUUGAAGAGGGUCGGCAGGACAUUGAAAGAUGUAAACCGAAACUAUAAUUUCUGUUUGUUCCCUCUGGAUGAAAACCACCUCUGCUUGCUUUGGGCCAAUCAUGUUACUCCAUUCCCCCUUCAUUGUACCAAAGUUAGCGUUUCCUUAACGCAUGAUAGAUUUUGUGCCGCUGUUGCAUCCUCCCGAUCUUAUGUGCUGAGAGAUAAAUCGCACUUCAUCGAUGGCCUCCUCCUGCGAAGAUGACAUGUUGACAGCAGAGGAUCGAAGGGGGUACAUCCAGAGAGUUUGGGGGAGAGAGGAGUUCACCGAAAAUAUUCCAACAAAAUCUUCGCACUCCCAGUUAAC
Messenger RNA from Rhododendron vialii, 1598 nucleotides. RefSeq lists its product as uncharacterized. The record is from RefSeq and is a predicted model, not a curated record. NCBI's taxonomy places the organism in Eukaryota, Viridiplantae, Streptophyta, Magnoliopsida, Ericales, Ericaceae. The coding region runs from base 167 to 1237 and encodes 356 amino acids. The transcript is spliced from 2 exons. Gene Ontology annotation, molecular function: protein binding.